AUGAGGUCCGCAUCUGAAUCACCACCAGAUAUCCCGGACAUCACUGAGGUACCGGAUAUGGUAGUGACCAGUGCUUGUGCGGAAACGACUGAGCUAGAGGAUACGGCUGAAGAUACGAAAUCGGAGCAGCUUGGAUCAAGCAGCGGAAAUGUCGCUGAUGACGAAAAUCUCGUCACAUCGACGUACUCUGAGGACGAUUUUUCGAAAAUGGAUUUAGAAAAGGAGCAGUGCGCUCAGCCAACUGAUGAAAUUGCCCAAGAUUUAUGUAAAAAUGGCAGUCAGUUGGAGAACGCGGAAGAAGGUUUGGAGAGCGAUGAGGAUGAUGACGAGAGAAGCUUUGUUAACACGGAAGAAGGUUUGGAGAGCGAUGAGGAUGAUGACGAGAGAAGCUUUGUUGUUUUCAACGGAGAUUUACGAUGUGAACAUGGUACGCUGGAUUACGAAUGCUGGGUAACAAAUGAACGGCGAAUUGUUGUGGAUGAAAAGGAAUGGGAUGAAUUGGUCAAUGGAAUCUUUGAGCCCGAACAUUUUUGGACUGUUAGCGUGGAUGAACUACCCUGUUCCCUUUGCGAAUCCGGUUAUUUGUAUAAAAAGGAUGAUUGGGAAGGGAUGCUACGGCGUAUGAAGGAGAUUCGCAGCAGUAUCGGUGAGCUAAUUCGCGUGGCUGUGCGUCGAACACUGCCACUGACACAAACUUAUGAACGUGUCAUCUGUCGUAAUUUCUUGAAAAAUAUGAUCGUACGAUUUAAAAGCAGAGUACGAAAUCCAACAAUCCCAUCGAUCUGCCAGGAAUGUAUGCUUUGUUCACAGCACAAAAAACCAUGUGUAUUAAUUGACAGCAACGAGGGCUUGGUAAGUUUGCGCAUAAACUUCAAGACCGCUUAG
Gongylonema pulchrum is the source of this 885-nucleotide messenger RNA. Lineage: Eukaryota; Metazoa; Nematoda; Chromadorea; Rhabditida; Gongylonematidae. The record is from the annotation of a GenBank genome assembly.